Molecule: messenger RNA, 1371 nt
Organism: Amorphotheca resinae ATCC 22711
Lineage: Eukaryota; Fungi; Ascomycota; Leotiomycetes; Helotiales; Amorphothecaceae
Exons: 4
Coding region: 1-1371 (456 amino acids)
Biological process (GO): CAAX-box protein processing
Cellular component (GO): endoplasmic reticulum membrane
Molecular function (GO): metalloendopeptidase activity
Source: RefSeq, a predicted model, not a curated record
AUGGACAUUCUCCAGCGGCUCGCGCGCUUCCUUGACAAGCCCUUGUUUCCCUGGAAGAAGCUCAUUGUUGGCUUUUCAAUUGCUCAAUAUCUUUUUGAAGGCUUCCUUUCUCUGUGCCAAUAUCAAGUUCUGAAGAAGAAACGCCCACCCAAGGUCCUACAGAGCGAAGUUUCCCAGGAAGUCUUCGACAAGAGUCAGGCCUAUGGACGAGCGAAGGCCAAGUUCUCCCUGAUCAGCGGGCUUUAUGGUCAAAUUCAGAACACUGCAUUCAUCUACUACGACGUUCUCCCAAAGCUGUGGGCUCUGACUGGAUCAUGGCUCCUUCGAUUCGCACCCGCUCGGUUUACCGGCGAGAUAUCUCACUCCAUCGUCUUCGUCCUUAGCUUCAUAGUCAUCCAACAAGUGCUUUCUCUGCCGACUUCAAUCUACCAUACGUUCGUCUUGGAAGAGAAGUUCGGAUUCAACAAGCAGACCCCGAAGCUAUUCGUCAUGGACAUCUUGAAAUCACAAAUGCUGUCUUUCAUUCUUGCACCACCUAUCCUUGCCGGUUUCUUGUCUAUCGUUCAGAAGACCGGAAACAAAUUCUUCUACUAUCUCUGGAUGUUCGGAGCUGGUCUGCAAGUCUUCAUGAUUACCAUUUACCCUAUCACGAUCCUCCCUCUGUUCAAUAAGCUCACUCCUCUCCAACCUGGUGAUCUGAAGACUGGCGUGGAAGCACUUGCUCGUCGACUCAAAUUCCCUCUUCAUGAGCUCCAUGUUAUUGACGGUAGCAAGAGAAGUGCUCAUAGUAACGCGUAUUUCUUUGGCAUGCCUUGGAAGAAGCACAUUGUCAUUUACGACACCUUGAUUGAGAAGAGCGAGACAGAAGAGGUUGUAGCUGUUCUUGCACACGAACUUGGUCACUGGAGUCUUGGACACACGACAAAACUCUUUGGUAUCUCCCAGGCGCACUUUUUCUACAUCUUCGCCCUUUUCUCCGUAUUCAUCAACAACCACUCUCUCUAUCAAUCAUUUGGGUUUCACAACGAGUAUCCUAUCAUAAUUGGCUUUAUCCUCUUUUCCGACGCUCUCGCCCCGAUGGAUACAGUCAUCAAACUUCUGAUGAACAUCCUCAGCCGACGAUAUGAGUUCCAGGCCGAUGACUUCGCAAAGAAGUUGGGUUACUCGACAGAGCUCGCUCGUUCUUUGAUAAAGUUGCAGAUCCAGAACUUGAGCACUAUGGAUGCCAACUGGAUGUACGCAAGCUACCACUUCUCUCAUCCAAUCUUGUCCGAGAGACUGGCCGCUCUGGGAUGGUAUGGAGAUUCGAAGGUGGGCGAUUCGGAUUCAAAGAGCGAAAACGUCGCACAGGCGAGUGGGAGGGAGUUGUGA